AUGUUCCCCCCGGUGGCCCCUCCGAUGUCCCCCCCGGUGGCCCCUCCGAUGUCCCCUCCCGAGGCCCCCCCCGAGUCGUGCGCGGCAGCGCUGGCGGCUGUGCUGGCGCGGCUGCGGGAGCUCGAGGGACACGCCGGUCGGUUCAGCUCUGUGCCCCCCCCCGCCGGGGGAAGCUGCGCCUGCCCCGCCCCCACGGCCGAGGCCCCGCCCCCUGCCCCGCCCCCCCCGUGCCCGCGGGGCUGCAGUGACCAGGGACGGUGUGAGCGGGGCCGGUGCCGCUGCUUCCCGGGCUUCAGCGGCCCCGACUGCGGCACCCCCGCCUGUGCCCCCGGCUGGGGGGGGCGUCCACUGCGACAUCGAGGUGCCUGCAGUGACACCACGGUUGGCCACCCGCACCUCGACAUCCCUGCGUGUCACCUGGCCCCGGCCCUCCCCACCUCCCGACGGCUACCGGGUGACACUUGUUCCCCUGCUACCCGGCUCUGCUGUGGCCUUCUCGGUGACAGGGCUGUCCCCAGGCCGCCCCUUCGAGCUGCUGGUCCAGGCCCGGCGGGGGCCUCACCUGGGAGCAGCAGGAGUGCUGCGCCUGCGCACAGCACUUGUCCUGGCUGUGCCCCCCCCCACGAGGGGUCCCCAGGGUCCCCUCAGGGUUCUCUGGGGUCUCCAGCAGUGGCACCAUCAGCCCAAGGGUCCCCAGGGUCACUGGGGUCCCCAGGGUCACCAGCAUCGCCUGCAUCACCAGAUGUGUCCUUGGGUUCACAUGGGUCUUUGGGGUCACCAGCAUCCCCCCGGGCUCCGGCGUCCCCUGUAGGUCGAGGGUCCCCAGGAUCCCCGGCGCCCCCAAGGUCACCAGUGUCACCAGAAUCACCAGUGUCACCAGAAUUGCCAGAAUCUCCAGGGUCACUAGUGUCUCCAGAAUUCCCAAGGUCCCCAGUGUCACCAGAUUUCCCAGUGUGGCCAGCAUCCCCAGAACCCCCGAGCUUCCCAGAGUCACCAGUGACCCCAGUGUCCCCAAGGUCACCUCCAACCCCACAGUCCCUGGGGUCUCCAGUGCCCCCAAAGUCCCCAUUAUCUUCAGAGUUCCCAGAAUCCCCGUGGUCCCAGCUGUCCCCAUGGUCCCCGCUGUCCCUGGGUAUCCCCUCCCUGCAGGAACUGGUGGCUCGGCUGUCCCCGUACAGUGGGUCCCUGCUCCAGCGCCUUGAAAGCCACCUUCGGGCCACCAACUUCCCACUCCGGGGCAACCAGACAGUGCCGGCAGUGGCCCGCGCCAUCCUGGAAUAUGUCCUGCGCCGGCACGUGGCCCUGGGGAAGGGACAGGAACCCCCCUCCAAACCCCGAGGGGAUGGAACACUCCUGGGGACCACAGGGGAGGGUGGGAAUCAGGAGCUGGUGCUGCAGUGGGGGGACACGGAUGGGAUAGAGCUGAUGGAGCCAUGGAGGGACGUGGAGAAAACAGGUACCGACGGAGGGUGGGAGAUGGGAUAGAGGCAUGGGUGGAUGUUGGCUGAAGGAUGGAUGGAUAGAAGGAUGGAGAGUUGGAUGAUGGAUGGAGACAUGAAAG
Messenger RNA from Corapipo altera (White-ruffed manakin), 1561 nucleotides. Its product is annotated as leucine-rich repeat extensin-like protein 5. The transcript is spliced from 6 exons. The record is from RefSeq and is a predicted model, not a curated record. NCBI's taxonomy places the organism in Eukaryota, Metazoa, Chordata, Aves, Passeriformes, Pipridae. The coding region runs from base 1 to 1485 and encodes 494 amino acids.